Molecule: messenger RNA, 1531 nt
Organism: Nilaparvata lugens (brown planthopper)
Lineage: Eukaryota; Metazoa; Arthropoda; Insecta; Hemiptera; Delphacidae
Product: COX assembly mitochondrial protein homolog
Exons: 3
Coding region: 95-457 (120 amino acids)
Cellular component (GO): mitochondrion
Source: RefSeq, a predicted model, not a curated record
UAUCAAGACUUUAUUAUCAUAAGAUCAUAACCUUAAAUUCUAAUACCCAACCUUCAAUUUCAUUUCACAAUAACACUAGAAAUAAUUUCAAUAAAUGGAUUCUGCUAAUGUAAGCAAGUAUGCUAAUAGUACAAACGGGCCUCUAGGAUUAGGAGAUCCAGAGGACACUUCGCUACGUAAGGUCGAGCGGAACGUGAAGAUACCACAGAAAAUGCGAGAUAAAGCAAGAACUGAGAAGUGUGUUGAUCUAGUAAAAGCUUUCAUGGAGUGCGGUAAACAGAAUAAGAUACUUUUCUUCAUGAACUGUCGAGCCGAAAAUAAGCUUAUGCAAGAAUGCUACGCCAGGUGGUUCAAUGACGAGGGCUUCAGGCAAGAGUGUACAAACGAGUAUUUAAAAGAAAGAGCUGUGUAUAGACGGACUGGUGAAACUGUAAUUCCUGAAAAACUUCAUCGAUAGUAUCCAGGGCAUUUUCUUCUACUGUAAUGUGCAACUGGAAUAGCAAUCACAAUUUAUUGGAAGUUCUAUUUUUCGAAGAGCAUGAUGCGUUUAUGAAAGCAGCUGUUGCAAAAACGGUCGAAGUAUUCGUGUAUCACUUUCCUCAUUGUAUUGUAGCUACAGCAGCCGAGCGGCUAGAGUGCUUACAGUCGUCGCUAAGGAAUUCCACCUUUAGAUUCAGAUUCAAAUCACCAAGCAAUUCAUUCUAUGUCAAGACAUUUGAACAUGGUCUAUGUUCAAAUGGGGGGGAGGGGGAGGUAAAGCCGGGUUCAUAAUUUGUCCAAUUUAUUGUAAAGCCGGGUACGCUUAAGGUGCAAUUUCGUUUGUGCGUAAAUUUCCGCAGUCGACGACGACAAGCAUUGUUGACAUUCAUAUUGUCCAAAUUUCAACUGUGCUAAAACAGCUGAUCAAACAACUUCUCAUUAUUUGUCUUUAUUAUUAAAGAAUGAAACAUUUCUAAUAAUAUCAACAUAUUACCAUUUAAAAGUAUAAGCUCAACCUGCCCCAUUAAAACAUAAUUGAACAUAAUCUUUUAGGUUAUGUAGACAAAUUGAAAUCUAUCCAAUCUGAGAUUCCCUCACUGUCGUGGUUGACGAUGGCAUUUACGCACAAACGAAAACCCAGCUUUACAAUAAUAACGUGCACUAAUUGCUUUACAAUAAUCGCUUUAUAAUAUCGACAUAGAAAUCAUAUGUGAAUCAGCUAACCGUUACCGGAUCGGUCGGUACUCUGUAUGUUAAGUUUUGAUGAUGUACUGAUUUGACCAUGAUCAAAUGUCUUGACUGAGCUUGGCAAAACCGCGCUUCGUAUUUAACUUGAGUAGUUGGUAUCAACUGUUUGAAUCACUGAUCCGACAUUUUUCAAAUUUACUACAGAAGCUCAGCUGGGAUGUAAUAAUGUGUUAGAAGGAAUUUGAAAUAACGCCAAAGAUACGCCCAAAAUCUGCGUUUUUUUUUUUUUUUUUUGCUUUCUCAGCUUUAUCGAGAACAAAUGAACAGAAAAUGUUCAAAUUUACUACAGAAGCUCAGCUUGGAU